ACAAGACCAGAGCAAAUAGAUGGACCGAGAGACAGCAGCAGUCGGACAUCUCUGCGGGACCCGGGCCCAGCGCAGCUAAACGGUCAUAGAGCCUGACCUGAGAUCAGAUCACCCCCAGCUGACCUGUGAGAUGCUCAGAAACCACCUGACAGGUGAUUUUCAGCAUUCAGACAAACCAGUGUGUUAGGACGCACCCCGCCCUCUGUCCCUGGGUAGCCCAUGCACAUGCACGACACCAUGGGUAGCUCCCCCGAGGUGCUUUCGUGGACGUCCUGCCCCAGUCUGCUGGUGGGCAAACUGAAAGAGGAGCUCAAACUCACCGUGGUCGGGGACAACAUGAAGAACUCAAACGCGCCCAACUCUCAACCUCAGCCUCCUCAGGCGCCUCCUCUCAACCUACCUCCUCAGAUUAUCACGGACCUCGCCCCGCCGACGCACCUGCCCGUCCCCCUGCAGACGCUGCAGACGCCCGUUCAGGACGAGGACUCGGUGCUGGGGGGUGUAACUCCCCCGAACAUAGCCUUGAGCGUGGAAUCGACCCGGAGCGAGGGCGGACACUUUGACAACAGCGUGCUCCAGCUGCAGGAGCAGAGCCACGAGGAGGCCGGGUCUCCGAACGCUCCCUGUGAGCACGGCUGUGGGAGUGUGACGGAGGAGCAGAUGUUAGACUGUCCAGCAGACUACAGUGAAGACGGGGGGGAGACCCACCACCACCACCAUCCUCACCCCGAUGACAUAAAGCUGCACUUCCACAGAGCGGGGCCCGGCUCGGGGGGGUUCUUGGAGGGGCUGUUCGGCUGUCUACGACCUGUCUGGAACAUCAUAGGGAAAACGUACUCAACAGAAUACAAGCUACAACAGCAAGACAUGUGGGAGGUUCCAUUCGAGGAGAUCUCAGAGCUGAAGUGGCUGGGCAGCGGUGCUCAGGGCGCCGUCUUCUUGGGAAAUUUCCGCUCUGAGGAGGUGGCCAUCAAGAAAGUGCGUGAGCAGAAGGAGACGGACAUCAAACCCCUGAGAAAACUCAAGCACCCAAAUAUCAUCAGCUUCAAGGGUGUGUGCACCCAGGCGCCUUGCUACUGCAUCAUCAUGGAGUACUGUGCUCAGGGCCAGCUGUAUGAGGUGCUGAGGGCCGGCAGGAAGGUGACCCCCAGGAUGCUGGUGGACUGGGCCACGGGCAUCGCCAGCGGCAUGAACUACCUGCACCUGCACAAGAUCAUCCACAGGGAUCUCAAGUCUCCCAAUGUUUUGGUCACAUACAACGACACUGUGAAAAUCUCUGACUUUGGAACGUCCAAAGAGCUCAGUGACAAAAGUACAAAGAUGUCAUUUGCGGGUACGGUGGCCUGGAUGGCCCCAGAAGUGAUAAGAAAUGAGCCUGUGUCGGAAAAAGUAGACAUCUGGUCAUUUGGGGUCGUGUUGUGGGAACUUCUGACCGGAGAGAUUCCCUACAAAGACGUGGACUCCUCCGCCAUCAUUUGGGGUGUGGGCAGCAACAGUCUCCACCUUCCUGUCCCCUCCACCUGCCCGGAUGGCUUCAAAAUCCUCAUGAAACAAACAUGGCAAAGCAAGCCCAGGAAUAGGCCCUCGUUUCGUCAGAUCCUCCUACACCUCGACAUUGCUGCAGCUGAUAUCCUGGGAGCUCCUCAGGAGACCUACUUCAAGUCUCAGUCAGAAUGGAGGGAGGAAGUGAAGAAACAUUUUGAGAAGAUCAAAAGUGAAGGCACUUGCAUCCACAGGCUGGACGAGGAGCUGAUCCGACGCAGGAGGGAUGAACUCAGGCACGCACUGGACAUCCGGGAGCACUAUGAGAGGAAGCUGGAGCGAGCCAACAACCUGUACAUGGAGCUCAGCGCCAUCAUGCUGCAGCUGGAGGUCCGCGAGAAGGAACUCAUGAAGAGAGAGUCGGCAGUGGAGAAGAAAUAUCCCGGAACCUAUAAGCGCCAGCUGGUCCGACCCAUCGUCAGGUCCAACGCUGUCGAGAAGCUCAUCAAGAAGAAGAGCAGCAUGUCCCACAAACCUGGGAUGCCCAACACCAAACGGCCGGACUUGCUUCGCUCUGAAGGCAUCCCGGGCCUGGACCACCUCCCCUCCCCCUCGCCUCUCUCCGCCAGCCCCAAGAUCUCCACCCCUCCCGGUAAAGCCCGCUACCGCAGCAAGCCUCGCCAUCGCCGCGCCAACAGCAAGGGCAGCCACAGCGAGUUCCCCGGCCUGCUGAGGCCUCUCACCACGGCGUUAGAAGAGUCCCAGUCCCUCCAGGAGCAGCCGUUCCUCCAUCACCACCACCACCACCUCCCAACCACCGAGGGGCCUCUUCUCCCCCUGAAGGGCCGCGAGGAGGCCGUUGUCAACUGUGCCAACAACCUUCGUUACUUCGGCCCCGCCGCCCCUCUCCGCAGCCCUCAGACGGACCACCUGCAGCGCCGCGUCUCCGGCUGCAGCCCCGACCUCAUAUCCACCGCUGUGGACGCAAACACACGACAGCGGACUUCAUCCACCAGCACCAGCCUCGCUGCUGGUGCUGGUGCUGGUGCUGGUGCUGGGUCUCUGUGCCCCUGCUGCCAGGCCCACCCCUUCCCCGGCUGCCUACACUGUCAGGAGACCCCUCCUGCGGCCAGCCACCCGGAGCUGCCUCACUACUCCCUGCUCAACACCCAGGAAGGCUCCGCGUCCUCUUUAGGGGCCCAGAGCAAAGACCCCGCCUCAGACGGAGAGGCCGCAAAGAAAGCUGAGCCGCAGGAACAGCAGGCAUCCCAACGCACUCGCACCCUGGCCAGCGCCCUUCCCCGGACCCUCAGACCCCUCAGGAAGGGUGGAGAUGAGUCGUCUGAAGAGGAGGAGGGAGAGGUUGAUAGUGAAGUGGAGUUUCCACGGAGACAGAGGCCUCAUCGCUGUAUGAGCAGCUUCCAGUCCUACUCCACCUUCAGCUCAGAGAACCUGUCGGUGUCUGACGGGGAGGAGGGGAACACCAGCGACCACUCCCACAGCGGGCCCCUGGAGAGGCUGAGCGCCAGCCAGGAGGACCACCUGGACGAGCUGCUGUCCCACACCCCCGACAUCCCCAUCGACAUCUCCACCCAAUCAGACGGCCUCUCCGACAAGGAGUGCGCCGUCCGCAGGGUGAAGACCCAGAUCUCCCUGGGGAAACUGUGCUCCGACGAACACAGCUACGAGAAUCCACUACAGUUUGGGGACUCAGACUGUGAUACGUCUGAAGCAGAGUGCUCCGAUGCCACCAUCAGAAACAACAAAGCCCCUUCCUCGUGGUGAAACCCGCCCCCCUAGGGCUUCAGCUUCUUUUUCAUGCCUUGAGGCCCUCGGGUCCCACUCUGCCCCGCAGAAGAUACAGCAAUAAGAGGACGACAUUGUAAACAAAGCUCCUUAUAGCAAAGCCCCAUGCAAUCUCUCUCAGAACAUCCCUUAUCUUCAUUAAAAAAAAAAAAAACGUUCCCUCUCAUCUCUAGCUCAGCAUCCAGGGAUCCCCCUUUUGAAUGAUAAUGUACAGUAGAACAUUCAUAAUUUAUUUUUGUCUGAGUUUUGAAGGAAAAUCUGUAAAUUCUCUGAAUCUGAACAGAUAAAAAAAAAAGAAGACAUUUUGAAAACUGAGCAUGGGCUUCGUAUGAUGAUGAUGUAUGAUGAUGAUGAUGAUGAUGAUCCGAAAUACCCAACCAACAAGGACCUCCCCCUCUUACUAAAGAUCGACCUGCUUCAUGAUGAGCCCUGGUACCCUGCCUCCCCAACUUCCAUCCCCUCCCCACCAUGAUGAGUGAGGAAUGGGGAGCUUAUAAAAACACCAGCAUGAACAACCUGCUUAGCAACCGGACUCCUAGAAACCAUGUGUCCCCUCCGUCACCAGGGUCUCCUCUCUACUGUCCAGCAUGCCUGUGCAGCGCGCAAAAAAUGCACAACGCUGCCAGAGGACUGCAUGAAGUGCACAAGCUCUCAGUGCAACAAAGACUGACAGUUAAGGAGACCAUACAAAAAAAAGAAACUCUUCCUCACACUGCUCAUCCUCUUCGAGACAUUGUCAUCAUCAAUCAGGAGUUGUGAGAUGUUUAGGGAGGUUUCAGUGUGUAUGAAAACAGCCCUUUCCUUCUCCAUUAGACAUUACAGUUUCAAGUCUCAUCUCAGGAUUGUUCGAGGACUGUGAGAAACUGGACUGGACCAAAUAUUGUGUAGGGAUCCUCUUUAAGCGGCACAUACUACGGACCAUAUAGGAAUAUUAAAAAAGGGUCCUACAGAUAGCCUUGAUGUUCAACCUUUUAUUGCUGACGUUAAAUGUAAUGUAGAGAAGUAGAGCGUUUAAUUUGCUUUCCAGGUGCAGUAUCCCAUUUCUUGAAAUCCCUAGGUGCAGCAGUUUCAAUUUACCAUUUUUCUAGCAGGGUAAAAAAAAAAUGGCUUUCUGUGCUGUCAUGGAUGAAACGGCAAUAAUGUAGGUUGGCGCUCAGGUGAGGAAGAAGGUGCUUGCUCAGGGUCCGGGGCGUCUAGCAGGCUAGAUACUUAAUAAAACAGCUUAGUAUGGAUGCUAUGUUUUUAAAUUGUCCCCUUUUUAUGAACUCACUUUUAAUGCUCAGGGUUUGUGUUGUUGAGAGCAGGAGCAAUAUAUCAACAGCCACUAGAUGGCGGCAUUUAAAAACUAACUUGUAAAUGUCCUUUAAAGGUUCCCUCCACCAUCCGAAAUGUAGAAUCCCAGCAAUAUCACUAUUCUUGCCUCUGAAAAGGGAUACUGCAUCUGUGAGAGCUUUUUUUAAAUAUUUUUUUAUCCCUAUUAGAGUGUUUGUCAUCCUUAAGGAUUCUGCGUUUGAAAAAUAGCCAGCCAGGGUUGAAUUUAACGUUAAAGAUGUCAAGAUAUCAGCUCAUGUGUACGCUGAAUGCCGAGAUAAAGUGAGGAAUUAAAGCCAGAGACGAGGCCCCGGAGCAAUAAAGCUGCUCUUGGUUUUCAACAACCUCAUCUCAGUGUUAGUAACUCCUGUUGUAUACACAUCUGUAAAUGUAAUGUAAUCUUUAUUUGUCCUCAUCUGUCACUAGGACCAGCGCGACUGGUAGAAAACGAGCAGGAAGUUCUUUUAUCUGUGUUGUAUCAGUAUUGACAGGAGUUUGUGAGUCAUGAGAAGCGAGUAGCACAAGGCGGAUCUAAAAUUGUGCAGAUGGAUCAAUUCCCUUGUUUUUGUUGCUUAAAGGUAGGGUAGGUAAGAAUGGAGAAACCAGCUCGAGUGCGCUAGAAUCUGAAAGAACACAACCGAACAAAAUCUGCCCCUUCCUUCAGACGGCCCGGGGCAGAUAAUUGGUCUAGCUUUUUUACAGCGCCACGGCUUCCACAGAUGAAAUAUUUGUAUAUAUUUAUUGUCAAAGCAUUUAAUUGAUUCAUUGCUAUCGGGAUGUUAAGAGCAUUCCAUGGAAUAUAACAAAAAGUGUUUCUGAAGUGAAUUACCUACCCUACCUUUAAAAGCUUUGGAAGGUCUUGGCCCCGCUGCUGCCUUUCCUUGAGCCUCCUUCACCCUCUUCUUCACUCUGUUUACGUUAGUGUGAAAUAACCUAGUGUAUUAUAAUGACUGGGUAAUCCGAUCAAUAUCCUGUGAAGUGUGAUUGUUGUUAAGAUUUAAUUUAAUUUUGAUCUUUUUUCUUUGUAGCUGGCCUACAUGAUUAUUGAAUUAAUUUAUUAUGAAUGACUGGUAAGGUGUUCUUUAAUUUCAGGCAGCUUUAGAAAUGUCAUGACUUAUGAUUUCUCCUGAAAAAAAUUAUUAUUUAAAGGAAGCACAAUUAAUGGGUAUGGGAAGAGGACAGUAUGUGUAUGGGAGAACAAAAAGCAUCGUCAUAUCAUUGGCUUGAUUUUAUUAUUUGACCUUCCAUCAAUUACAUUAUGAUUAAUUAAGCAGACUUUACAUCAAUAAUUCACAACAUCAGGCAUUCCUAAAGUGUUUUCAUCUCAACAUAGACACUUCUAGUACAACCAAAAGCAGUCAGUGGACUGUCACAGCAGGGUAAAUGAGACGUUAGUCUGAAGACAUGUGAGGCCGAUUCUGUGCUUCUGCAAAGAUCCCUUCUCCUUUUUAUUCAAAGCACCAGUUACUAACAUCUGAAUUUCUGUGAAAUUGUCUCUAACUGUAGACAUCAUCUUUGCCUCAUCCCAUGUAUCAAACAUCUGUUUCUUUGUUAAUCUUAUUUCCAACUCCCUUUCCUGUUGAAUGGCAUUACGAUCAACCAAUCCUGUCCGUUUCCUGUAUUAUCCAGUGUACAGUGCAAUGGGUAUCUGGGAGAAAUAACAUCUGAGCAAACAACUGCAUGGAAUAAAUGCUGAUGUACUGUACCCAA
This is a messenger RNA of Trematomus bernacchii (emerald rockcod), 6309 nucleotides long. RefSeq names its product mitogen-activated protein kinase kinase kinase 13 (gene map3k13). The coding region runs from base 220 to 3267 and encodes 1015 amino acids. The record is from RefSeq and is a predicted model, not a curated record. Lineage: Eukaryota; Metazoa; Chordata; Actinopteri; Perciformes; Nototheniidae. Gene Ontology annotation, biological process: JNK cascade; protein autophosphorylation. The transcript is spliced from 15 exons. Gene Ontology annotation, molecular function: ATP binding; JUN kinase kinase kinase activity.